Molecule: messenger RNA, 1165 nt
Organism: Melanotaenia boesemani (Boeseman's rainbowfish)
Lineage: Eukaryota; Metazoa; Chordata; Actinopteri; Atheriniformes; Melanotaeniidae
Product: troponin I, fast skeletal muscle-like
Exons: 7
Coding region: 346-861 (171 amino acids)
Biological process (GO): muscle contraction
Cellular component (GO): troponin complex
Source: RefSeq, a predicted model, not a curated record
UGUCAUUGUGAUCUUUAAUGUCCUGUUUCACACACACCGUUACACACAGUAAAUAUGCAAGAAGGAGCCUUCAGCUCCGCAGACGUGGUCUCAGAUGGAGGGCAUGUUGCAGUGUGGGGCUGGGCCGGUGUAUUUCAGGAGCUCGCAGGCCUAUUGGUCUGACUGGGAAUCCAUUUCCAUAAAGAGGAUGUGAGCAUUUUGCUGAGGCAUCGCCAGCCACCAUAUAUACGUAUUUCAUUUUUCUCUGUCUGUGGCUUUGGCAGUGUCUCCUUUUCUUCCACCAAGUGUGUCUUGUCCUCCUUCUUCCUCCUUGUCAGUAGGUUCUGAACCACAAAACCCAUCAAGAUGUCUGAGAAAAAGAUGACAUCCAGCCGCAGGCAUCACCUGAAGAGCCUGGUCCUGCAGAUCGCUCAGAGCUGGCUCGAGCAGGAGAAGAAGGACAUCGAAGCUGCCAAGGAGGCUUACAUGUCCGAGCACUGUCCUGCUCCGGAGCUGAACGGAGAUCAGGCUGCUCUCAUGGAAGUCUGCAAGAAGCUCCAUACUAUCCUCGACAAGAUUGAUGAGGAUAGGUAUGAUGCUGAGGCCAAAGUUCAGAAGGCUGACAAAGAGAUUGAAGACCUGAAGAUCAAAGUUGUGGACUUGAUCGGCGUGAAGAAGCCCGCCCUGAAGAAGGUGCGCAUGUCCGCUGACACCAUGCUGCAGGCCCUGCUGGGCUCCAAACACAAGGUGACUAUGGAUCUGAGGUCCAACCUGAAGCAGGUCAAGAAGGAGGUGAAAGAGGAGUCAACAGAAGCAGUGGGUGACUGGCGUAAGAACAUCGAGGAUAAGGCUGACAGGAAGAAGAUGUUCGAGUCCUCCUAAAUGUUGCUGCUGUUUGUCUUUCUGUUUACAUGAACUCCUCGUAUCUUAUAUGUGUUGGUGACUGAUGUAUGUCUCACAGAGCUGAAAGUUAACAGGUCAUCCCGCAGGAAACGUGUUCAAAGGUUUUUAUUUCUUUUCAGUUUUUCUGUCUUUUUUUUUCCUUUUCCUUUGGGUUGCACUUUGUGGACGUUUGGAGGGAGGGAGGAGGAGGAGUGUGGAGUUUCUGCAGGUUCACACACAAACAUCAAGUCUUCAACUCCACAGUAAAGGAAACAUUCACACAACAACACAAUAAACAUCAAUU